This is a messenger RNA of Mycotypha africana, 237 nucleotides long. RefSeq lists its product as uncharacterized. The transcript has a single exon. The coding region runs from base 1 to 237 and encodes 78 amino acids. NCBI's taxonomy places the organism in Eukaryota, Fungi, Mucoromycota, Mucoromycetes, Mucorales, Mycotyphaceae. The record is from RefSeq and is a predicted model, not a curated record.
AUGAGUACGGUAUUUCUAUAUGAAGAUGGACAUGGGAAUGUUAUUGAUGAGAACGGUGGUCCUGAGCCUAUGGACUACAUCGUUGAUCAGAAUGAACUUAUCGUUGAGACUAUUGCUACUCACACAGAGUACUUGGGAAAUGCAGCCCCCAUUGAAUCUUCUCUGACUUAUCCAAUAUUGGAAAAGCCAAAAAAUGAGGAUGUUCAUAUGAAGGAGGUAAAACCAAAACGAGAAUAG